AACGACAUCACGAUAUGAUAAUGUCAGCAACUAGUACACCGGGUGAUAUUGGUCUCACUAAUUAACACUUACAAUAAAACCACAUUUCAAUCAGUACACAGGUGUUGUAAAUUAUAAAAGUUAUAAAAAAAGUUACAGAUCCAACACACCCACAGCGAUGCACCCAUGGGUCCAGGUUUUUACUCUCGUCCUGGGCGUGUCUCUGACCCGAGCCUCGUUCCUGCUGACCAUCUCCAACAGGAACCUCCACACUGACGUCACCGAUCACGUGACGCUGGAGUGCAGCUUCUGGGGCGACCGGACCGACAGCGCCAUCUUGAACGUGACGAAAAUCGAAAUUUUAAAACAGAGGAACGCGACUCUGUUUGACACGGCGGCCCAGGAAAAUCUGGCCACUGGUCUUGUCAGCACACACGUCAUCAGCCCGACCGUUGUCCUAUCCGGCAACGUCGGCUCAGUCUUACAAACAUUUCUCAAAAUCACCUGGCCAGUCGUGACCAGCGACGCCAUCGGGCAUUUCCGUUGUGACGUUACGGGAUUCGAUUCACAACAGCAGGCUGUUACGGAAUCCUCCCCCGUGAUCGCCGUUCAGGAAACGGAAAUAACCCCGCGAGAUGUGUUGAAUUUCUUCCUGAAACAGAGAGACGAGAUCAAAGCCUUCUGCCUGGAUCAUAUCUCAACCUCUGGAGCCGUCAUCGAGAGCCACGUCAGCUCUGUACAGGAAAACCAAACAGCGGAGAAUUUAGCUCUGGAGCUAAGUUUAAAAUCGGAGCUUAACACAGGUCAAGCUGCCCAGGAUACUGAAAUAAAUAAUCUAAAACUAAAAUUAAAUGACCUUGAGACGAAGCUGACUGAAAGCGAGGCUGCCAUCAAAAACCUCCAGAACCAACUCGACGACCUCAAGGCUGUUCCUGUAACCCUCCAACCAGUCCAGACAUACGAACCCUCCUUUUGGCCUGAGGGCUACUUCAGCCUGUUAAUGCCAGACUCCGGAUGUCCGGAAAGCCAGAGGUUCACUUGGGCUACCGGCUACCGGAAGUUCCACACCGAAUCCGGAAACGCCACCAACCUCGACGCGGUCUCGCCCAACUCUCACUUUAAAAAACCAGUGAUGGAGACCAACAACACCAACCACUACAUGUACCAACACUUCUGCGUCAACAACGUCAGCGUGGACGGCCUACCUUGGCCCAACGGCUCCUAUUGCAUCAACAAGGUCGCUAAAUCCUGCCCGGACGGGUUCCACUCCGGAUACAUCCACUGGGCCGGGGAAAUAUCCGACCCCAUGUCCUCCGCUUCCGGUUCCCUCCCCUUCGCCGUCAUCACCGACAUCCAUACCUACUUCUACUACUGCUGCCGCGCCGACGGUCCUCCGACUACCCCGAUACACCUGCCGAGCGCGAAGCCGUUCUACCUGUACCGGUACAAUGGCACGUGCCAGCACGUGACCGGGAUGACGGCGCACCCGGAGACCAUGACCUUUGACACCGACAGCCGGGGGUGGGACAACUACGAGAACAACUACCACCCCGACAGCCAACUACACGACGUGGUGUUUCAGACGUGCUACUACCAGCGUGAUGCCUAGACAACAACAACCACCCCGACAGCCAACUACACGACGUCGUCUUUCAGACGUGCUACUACCAGCUUAAUGCCUAGACAACAACAACCACCCCGACAGCCAACUACACGACGUCGUAUUUCAGACGUGCUACUACCAGCGUGAUGCCUAGACAACAACAACCACGGCGACAACCAUCUUGACAACCACCCCGACAGCCAACUACACGACGUCGUCUUUUAGUCGUGCUACUACCAGCGUAAUGCCUAGACAACAACAACCACAGCGACAACCAUCCUGACAACCACCCCGACAGUCAGGUGGACAACCUGGUCAUUGGUGUCUGCUACCAUCAACGUAAUGUCAAGACUACAACAACCACAUCGACAACCAUAUUGACAACCACCUCACAACCAACCUGAAAACCAUCCAAACAACCAUCAAGACAACCACGAUGACAACCAUCCCACCAGUCAUACAACAACAACACACUUUAAACAGCCAAUCAACUACUAUUAUCAUAGACACGUGACUUCCGCUUUACAAGAAUUGUGAAGAAACUUACGAGAAUUCAAUUAUCUUUUCAAUUUUCGGAAUUUCAUCACAGUAUUCAUAAAUCAUUUCCAAUUAAAACAUUGUUUCAAAGAAACAAAAUGCCUCUGUAAUUUUUAGUAG
Molecule: messenger RNA, 2239 nt
Organism: Physella acuta
Lineage: Eukaryota; Metazoa; Mollusca; Gastropoda; Physidae
Source: RefSeq, a predicted model, not a curated record